GCACUCGGGCCGCUGUUCUACGCGGCAGACAUGCCUAACGGAUUGGCGACAGGAACGCCGGUGGAGGUGGACGAGCACACUACCGACUUGUGGAGCGAGUUCGCAGACAGUGGUGUCGAGUGCGAGCUGUGCAACGAGCCAUACGACGACGACGAUAGCGACGAAGGCCACAUUCCGCGCCUCUUGACCUGCGGCCACACCUACUGCCAGAGCUGCUUGGACGGUUGGGCGACCCACACAGGCUCGCAGACGGGAGAAUUGGAGUGCCCAACCUGUCGUAGAGUGACGCGGCUCGAAGGGUCUGCGGGUGCACGCGCCCUACCCAAGAACUACGAGCUCGUGCGUGCCCGUCAGGAGAUGGAGGCGCAGACUCAGGUGCAGCUGCGCAAGCUCAAGGAGAUGUGGACGACCCAAGUGAAGGAGAAGGAGCAGCUCGCGAGAGAAGCCGAAGAGCACGCACGCACAGCGCAGAGGGAGAGUGUCCAGGCCUCACAGAAGGCCAUGUUCCUGGCCAAACAAGUGGAGAUCAAUGAGCAGGAGAAGAGACGCGCACAGGAACUGGCUGAGGAGGCCAGACACCGAGCGCUCGUGGCCUCUCAGCAGGCAGAAGUGCUCCAGGCAGAGACGGAGAAUCUCAAGCGACAACUGCAGAAUGACGCGGCGCAACUGGCGCGUGUUCAACUAGACGCGUCCAGUGCUGCAGCAGUGGCCAAGGAGCUUCACUCCAAGGCAGAGCAGCUACAGCAGCAGGUGGACUGUGUUCGUGCUCAGUUAUCGCUGCAUGCUGGACGGCACGAUCCUAGUAAACUGGUAGUGCUGGUGUGCGAACCUACGACGGUAGGCUCGUGGCUGCUGCCCUACACGAGGUACGCCGUGAUCAGCAUCGCCAGCGACACGUCGAAAGGCGCACAGGCGAUUGACCCGUACCAGGCAGCCAAGACGUGGACGCGCUUGCGUCAAGUGGAAGAACCUAGCUCCUCUGUGAAGGUUUACCGCCGCUACAGCGACUUUGUGUGGCUGCAGCGUGAACUGCAGCGUCAGUUCCCGUUCGAACUGGUGCCCUGUGUCCCUGGCAAGCAGCUCUUCUUUAACAAAGAGAAGGAGUUUGUGGGCGAACGGAUGCGUCUGUUGCAAGCGUUCUUGCGUGGGGUUCUACGACAGCCGCUGCUAGCAGUGACGGAAGAAGUGCGCGCGUUCUUGCUGUCUACUACGGAGGAGCUUGAGAGUCUUCGACGCGCCACUUACAGCUACUACAGCGGCGUGGAGGACGAUGAUCUGCAUUCAGUGGACGAAGAUUCCCCUAACGAUGAAGUGGACUCGCGUAGCUCGUCUCCUCCUGUUUCCACGUCAAAAGACUCGACAAUGAGCAAACGUAGCAGCAGUUGGAGUGCGUGGGGCGCCGUCUCGGCCAUUACAUCGAGUGCUGCCAAGCUGGUCACCACAACCGGCACCGCUCUGACUGGGAUUGGCUCGAAGACUGGCACUGCAGGCCUUCCGGAAGACCCGGAGGUGGAGCUGUCGAGAAGUUUCUUCGAAUCCGAGGGACAGGAUGCAGCGACGCGGGGGUGUAUCGAGCGUCGACGCAGAUACAUCGACGUGGCGAGAUCGUACCAGUCAACAGCACAGAAAGGAGGUCAGUUGUCUCGUGCUUCUCGUCUGCAGUCCCAUCAUCUCCAUCGCAUGUGUGAACUGCUUCACGAUAUGAACAAACUGGACCAAGACCACGCAAGGCGUCGGCGUCAGAGACUGGCGGCGUCCGAGGAUAUAAAAUCACGACAGGAUGACGAAGACGACGACAUGGAGACGCGCGCCUUUGACGAACGGGCGUCUGAUGUGUUUAGCGCUAUCUCCCUCAACACGAAGAACGAUGCAGACUGUAUGGAGUACGCGCUACUGGAGGUCGUACGGAUGCAGACGCUAGAGUUGGGCGGCAUCGAGGAUGCGUUUGCGCGCGUGCGUCGUCGCGAGGAGGCGCUUCAAGCGCAGCAGGAAUUAAACGCAUCUUCCAGCACUUCACUGACCGACGGGGCUUCACUAUCUGCGUUGUCUCUCAAGCGCGAAGAGCUGGUUGCGCACAGACGCGAAUUGAACGAUAAAGUGGCGGCGCUGGACCCAGGUCGCUCGCGGUUUGUACUGCAAGUUCUUUGCAAGAACACGAGCGAGAUGCACAAGCUGGCGAAGUCCAAACGGAAACUCUUCCAGGCCUCGCAGCAGCAACUUGUCGGCGUGCAGCGCUAG
Molecule: messenger RNA, 2238 nt
Organism: Phytophthora infestans T30-4
Lineage: Eukaryota; Oomycota; Peronosporomycetes; Peronosporales; Peronosporaceae
Exons: 2
Coding region: 31-2238 (735 amino acids)
Biological process (GO): retrograde transport, endosome to Golgi
Molecular function (GO): phosphatidylinositol binding
Source: RefSeq, a predicted model, not a curated record